Poecilia reticulata (guppy) is the source of this 6074-nucleotide messenger RNA. The record is from RefSeq and is a predicted model, not a curated record. Lineage: Eukaryota; Metazoa; Chordata; Actinopteri; Cyprinodontiformes; Poeciliidae.
CAUCUGCUCCUCCGCCUAGACCAGGAUUUGCCUCACGCAGUGCGUUUCCAUCUGCGUCCGAGUUUAUUUCAAAUUAUUAGAGCAAACUUUACCGAUCUGAAAGAAUUCUGAGGAAAUUCCAGCUCUACCUUUUCCUCUUUUGAAAACGGCCAGAGAAAGCUGAAAUAUGGUGUUCUGUCGUGACUGCAUGAGAGAAUAAGGGCAGGAUCAGGACCUACAGAGGGAAUACCAACUGUCAGGACAUGGAUCUUAGAGGGAUGUCACCCUUCCACAAGGUGUUUCUACAUUUCUUGCUGCUCACUAAGUUCCUUCUGCCUUCUGGCACAUUGAGUAUACCCAAUUUCAUCAAGUCCCCAGAUGAUCAGACAGGGAUCUAUGGAGGUGUUGCUUCAUUCAUUUGUCAGGCUACAGGUGACCCUAAACCUCUUAUUACCUGGAUGAAAAAAGGGAAGAAAGUCAACUCUCCGCGCUUCGAGGUCAAAGAGUUUGAUGACAAGUCAGGCUCAGUGCUGCGUAUUCAGCCGUUGAGAACCAACCGUGAUGAAGCCAUCUAUGAAUGCACAGCCACCAACAGUGCUGGAGAGAUCUCUGCACCUGCCAAGCUUAUUGUCUUAGAGGAGGACCAGAUACCUGCUGGUUUCCCCAACAUAGACAUGGGACCCCAGCUGAAGGUUGUGGAGCGAACAAAUACAGCUACGAUGCUGUGUGCAGCCAGUGGAAACCCAGACCCUGAGAUUUUCUGGUUUAAAGAUAUGUUGCCUGUGGACAUCAGCAGCAGUAAUGGGAGGAUAAAACAGCUGCGGUCAGGAGCACUUCAGAUUGAAAACAGUGAUGAGUCUGACCAGGGCAAGUAUGAAUGUGUAGCUGUGAACAGCGCUGGCACUCGCUUUUCUAGUCCUGCCAACCUUUAUGUUCGAGAGGUGGCAGAGGUCCGGCGUGUGCCUCCUCGUUUCUCCAUCCCACCCACUAAUUGUGAGGUGAUGCCUGCUGGCAGUGUCAACCUGACAUGUGUGGCAGUGGGUUCUCCAAUGCCUUUGGUCAAGUGGAUGAGUGAUGAAGUGGAGCUGACCCAGGAGGAUGAGCUACCCCUUGGCCGUAAUAUCCUGCAGCUUACCAAUAUUAAACAAUCUGCUAACUAUACCUGUGUUGCCAUCUCAACUUUGGGUAUGAUUGAGACCACAGCUCAAGUCUUUGUCAAAGCUCUUCCGAAGAUGCCCAUCUUUCUGCAGGUGGUAGAGACCACAGCCACCAGUGUUACUUUAACAUGGAAGUCUGGGAACGCCGAGCCUGUGUCCUACUAUUUGGUUCAGUACCGUUCUAAAACUUCUGGCAAUGAUUUUCAGGAGAUAGAUGGUGUAGCCUCAACUCGCUACAGCAUUGGCGGUCUUAGCCCCUUCUCUGAAUAUGAAUUCCGUGUCCUGGCCUCUAAUAGUGUUGGGCGUGGGCCUCCAAGCAGUAUUGUGGAAAUUCGUACAGGUGAGCAGGCACCAUCAUCACCACCGCUUCAUGUACGGGCACGAUUAUUGAGCUCCACCACCAUACUGGUGGAGUGGGAAUUUCCUGAGGAGCCAAAUGGUCAACUGCAAGGUUAUCGGAUCUUCUACAGUUCUGAGCCCACUAAUCCACUCAGCACCUGGCAGAUACAUAACACCAAUGACAGCAAGUUCACGUCCAUCUCAGAACUCACGCCUAACAUCACUUACAGCCUAAGGAUGCUUGGCUUCACAUCUAUGGGAGAUGGGCCACUGUCUGAUGUUCUGCAGUUAAAAACCCAGCAAGGAGUUCCACUCAAGCCAUCUGGUUUUGAGGCCGAGGCAGAACUGGACACCCGGAUAAUGCUGUAUUGGCUUUGGCCUGUCCAAGACCACAUCAUCAGUUAUGAACUAAGUUACUGGGAGGCCAACAGCCCCACAAACAAGCAUCAUGUCUCUCUCAGUGCAGCAGGCUCGUUUGCCGUUGAUGGUCUGAAGCCAGAUACGCUGUACUUGUUUUCCAUAGCAGCACGCUCUGAAAGAGGCUUGGGAGUUUUCACUCAACCUAUUCAGGCCAGGACAACCAAAUCCAUGCUUGGACCUCCUCCCAGAAAGGUGGUGAUAGAAACCCUUAAUUCCACUACUAUCAAGAUGUCUUGGAAGGCCCCAUUGUCAGUGAAGCAGUAUGGGCAGAUUCAAGGUUACCAUGUUCUCUGUUCCAAGUUAAAGAAUGGAGAACCCCAUGGUCAGCCUGUCGUCAGUGACAUUUCAAACCCUAAAGCUCAGGUUGCAGUGCCUGGAAAGCCCAGUAUGAUGAUCAGUACAAUGAUGGGGAAUACUGCUAUGAUCCAAUGGCAACCUCCUAAGGAAAUGAUGGGAGAGCAUUUAGGCUACCAACUGCAGUACAAGAGAGCAGAUGAGAAUACUUUUAACGUCAAACAUUUCAGGAAGACAGAUGAUCAUUUUACACUUACCCACCUCCUUAAAGGGGCUACUUACAUUUUCAAACUGUCUGCUAAAAACCAAGCAGGCACUGGUGAAGAAUAUAUAAAGGAGAUGAGCACCCCUGAAGACAUGCCCAGUAGCUACCCCCAGAAUCUGAGAGUGGCAGGCCUCACCUCCACUUCAACUGUACUGGUUUGGGAACCUCCUCCUCUGUCUGAGAGGAAUGGAAAUAUUAUAGAUUAUGUAGUGGUAUAUAGGGAUAUUAAUAGCAAGCACAACAAUACCAACAGUACCACAGAGACACGAAUGACUAUCCUGGACUUGCAGCCUGACACAACUUAUGACAUCAGAGUCCAAGCUUUCACCAACAAAGGAGGAGGACCUUUCAGCCCCAGCAUUCAAAGCAGAACCACGUCAUCAUCUGUGCCAGUGUUUGUCAAAAACUUUGGCGUGAAGGCUGUGAUGAAAACAUCUGUCCUUUUGUCCUGGGAAGUACCAGAAACAAACAAAUAUCAAGUUCAACUCAAGAUUCUGUACAACAACCAAAAGGUGGAAAUUCAAGGUGACCUGAAGAAGAAGCUGAUCACACGGCUACAACCAGAUACAUAUUAUUCUUUUGUGCUGAUGAGCUAUGGGAAUGGAGCAGGUGACCUCCAGCAACAGGUUUCUGUUCGAACCGCUCCAGACCUGCUAUCAGUGAAACCAACUCGAUAUCAGCCCAGUGUGGAUGAAGACUGGGUGACUAUUGUUAUGCCUGAGGUCCCAGCUGAAGCCCAUGUAAGGUGGUUCUACAUAGUUGUAGUCCCUGAGACCGUUGUUUCUUUGGAGAGCUGGAAAAACCCUGAAGACAUAGACAUAUGUGAGAUCCUGGAGGCUGAUGCUGACAACACAGGUCAGACACAGAGUCAGGAUUUUCUACAGCCCUUCAUUGUUGCUAAGAUGGCUGUUCUGCCAGAGAUCUUCAUGCUUGCCGAUGAAAAGAAAUACAAUGGCUUUUAUAACAGGCCUCUUCCUAUCCUGCAACAGUUCCGUUGCUUUGUUCUGGCAGACCUAAAAGAUCUUGAAUCUCAGAGGACGUUUGUUGCCAGUCCAUUUUCUGACACAUUCGUGGUGAAUGUCAGUGAAGUCACAAGGCAAGCUCAGGAGGACCCAGAGAUGUUGUGGGUGGUUGGUCCAGUGCUGGCUGUCAUUAUCAUUAUUGUCACAGUGAUUGCAAUUUUACUCCUUAAAAGUAAACAGGAAAGGAAACACACAUCUUCAGCCAUGGAUGAACACAUAUUAGAGAGAAAAGAUUCCCUCAUGACCUGCAUCACUGAGCCUGUGGAGAUGAGAAGACUAAAAUGCCAGAUAUUAGGGAUGAGGGACUUUCCUCCCAUAUCUGUUUGUGACUUGGCAGACCAUAUAGAGAGACACAAGGCUAAUGACAGUCUACUCUUUUCACAGGAAUUUCAGACUAUUGAUCCAGGACAGCAGCUGACCUGGGAGCAUUCUAAUCUUGAGAUCAACAGAUCUAAGAACCGCUAUGCAAAUGUUAUUGCUUAUGACCACUCCAGGGUCGUCCUCACACUGGUGAAUGGAAUUCCAGGGAGCAGCUACAUUAAUGCCAACUAUAUAGAUGGCUAUAGGAAACAGAAUGCUUAUAUCGCCACACAAGGGCCACUGCCAGAGACAAUUUGCGAUUUCUGGAGGAUGGUGUGGGAGCAGAGGAGCUGCACAAUUGUUAUGAUGACCCGUUUGGAGGAGAAGUCAAGGUGUGACCAAUACUGGCCUAGUCGUGGUACAGAGACAUAUGGAACAAUUCAAGUGACCAUACUGGAAACUUUGGAACUUGCAACUUAUGUCACACGAAUAUUCAGCCUUUACAAGAAUGAAUCAUGUGAGAAACGAGAAGUGCAACAGUUGCAGUUUCUGUCCUGGCCCGAUCAUGGAGUGCCUGAGCAUCCUACCACAGCACUAGCCUUUCUUCGUAGAGCUAGGACAUAUAAUUCACCAGAUGCUGGUCCUAUGGUGGUUCAUUGCAGUGCUGGUGUUGGGCGCACAGGCUGCUUUAUUGCUAUUGAUGCUAUGCUCGAGAGGAUGAAGUACGAAAAGUCUGUUGACAUAUAUGGUUAUGUGACAUGCAUGCGAGCUCAGAGAAACUACAUGGUACAAACAGAGGAUCAGUACAUAUUUGUACAUGAAGCACUUCUGGAAGCUGCAACAUGUGGCAAAACAGAAGUCCCGGUCCGCAGUCUGUACACUCAUCUCCAGAAACUCAUUCAAAUUGUUCCCGGAGAGAAUGUUACUGCCAUGGAACAAGAGUUUAAGAAACUGACUUUGAAUGGAAGUCUUAAAACAUCCACUCAGAGAUGCAUCAGCUCCAACCUACCAUGGAACGCAUUCAAGAACCGUCUGGCAAACACUAUGCCUUUCGAAUCUAACCGUGUCUGUCUGCAGCCAAUCAAAGGCAUAGAGGGCUCUGAUUACAUUAAUGCCAGUUUCAUUGAUGGAUACAGGCACCAAAGAGCAUACAUUGCUGCUCAGGGACCACUGGCACAAACAACUGAAAACUUUUGGAGAAUGUUGUGGGAACACAACUCCACAAUUGUAAUCAUGUUAACCAAACUGCGCGAGAUGGGACAGGAAAAGUGCUAUCAGUACUGGCCAGUGGUGCGUUCUACUCGAUACCAGUACUUGGUUGUUGAUCCAGUGGCUGAGUACAACAUGCCUCAGUACAUACUGAGAGAGUUUAAAGUCACAGACGCCAGAGAUGGUCAGUCAAGGACCAUCAGGCAGUUUCAAUACACUCACUGGCCAGAGCAAGGAGUGCCCAAAACUGGAGAAGACUUCAUCAACUUUAUUGGUCAAGUCCAUAAAACUAAAGAACAGUUUGGACAGGAUGGACCGAUCACUGUACAUUGCAGCGCUGGGGUCGGACGGACUGGAGUAUUCAUCACUUUGAGUAUCGUGUUGGAGAGGAUGAGGUACGAAGGCGUGGUUGACAUCUUUCAGACAGUCAAGAUUCUCCAAACUCAAAGGCCAGCCAUGGUUCAGACAGAGGAGCAGUACCACAUGUGCUACAGGGCAGCUUUGGAGUACCUGGGAAGUUUUGAUGUCUACGCAAUGCAACCUCUCCUUUAAACGCACUCAAGGCAAAUAAAGCCAAAUUAUGUAUUUUUGCUUAAUAAGGAGUAAGUGAGGGGCCAGUGAGGAGAUGACCACUGCAGGAAAACAAGACAAUUACUUGUAUGUGGACUGGUGGUAGAAAUUACACCAAUACCUUCCCAAAGACAAUCCUGAAUCCUCAUUUACUCUUCCUACAUAUACAGAAUAUAUAUUUGUUUACAAUCAUUAUUAACCUUCCUGAGAUAAAACCUAAAGAAACCCUAAAAGAAACAGUGGAUAUAGUGCUUGUUUAUUUUUAAUUGUGCAAGACAAAUUACUGGAUAAAAGAAUGAGACGUUAGUUAUUUUGAGGUAUGUUGGGAUGCAUUCAGACCCAGAUAGUCAGAUAGUCCGGUAGACUAGGUUCGAUUGGGGACUAAAAUUGCAACAUUUAUUAAAUUUUCAGUACUCUAGUUUGCAUUCACUGUAUCAAAUGACUAAAAUUAACUGAAAAAAAUAUUCCCCCAUCACCUGUGGUGGCACUGCACCAAGAUCUACUGAAGAAAUCGACACA